Molecule: messenger RNA, 1042 nt
Organism: Brassica napus (rape)
Lineage: Eukaryota; Viridiplantae; Streptophyta; Magnoliopsida; Brassicales; Brassicaceae
Product: CST complex subunit STN1
Exons: 2
Coding region: 416-892 (158 amino acids)
Biological process (GO): DNA replication; double-strand break repair via homologous recombination; nucleotide-excision repair
Cellular component (GO): site of double-strand break; DNA replication factor A complex; chromosome, telomeric region
Molecular function (GO): nucleic acid binding
Source: RefSeq, a predicted model, not a curated record
CCUUCCUAAUCACAUAAGAAGUAAAGAUAAUUUAUUAUACUGAAGCUUCAUUAACUUUAAGUUAGUAAGGAUUGAACCAUUAGGUACGUUAAUGGCUUGCCUCUCAAGUAAUAGUCAUCCCUCACCCACUCUAAAUCCACCUCGUACGUCCACGUAUGAGUGUGGCUGGAAUCCCUUUCUCUGUAAAAUAGUUUUCGCUCUAAAUCCUCUAACUUUAUAAACUGAUUUCACUCGUUUAUUUAUUUCACAUUUUCAUAACAAAAUUAUAAAUUGGAGUCACAAGAUGGUGUACUGAAGUAUUAAACAUGAGUUCACGAAAAAAAAAACACACACACAAAGGAAACAUGAAUCACCUCUAAAGGCAUUUAUUGUGGCUUUGUGAAUUUUUGAGAUUCUCUGCCUCUGAAGCAAAGCCAUGGAUCGAUCCCAGCAAAACACACACGCGAAACUCAUGACACGUGACAUCCACCGCCUGACACCAUCACCGACAGAAGCCAACUGUUUCUCGCUGGGUGCUAUCUCGUGGGUCUCACGCGUAGAGACAGUGGGCACGAUCGUCUCUCGCGACAUGGCCGAGAAGUUCCUCAAGUUCAGCGUUGACGAUGGCACUGGCUGCGUCACGUGCAUCAUGUGGCUCAACCAACUCACUUCUCCUUACUUCCACCGGUUCGACUCAUCGACGAUUCUUCUGCACUCAAGGGUCGCUCGUAGACAAGCAAGAGACAUCAGAAUCGGAGCCGUAGCUCGCGUUCGUGGCCGCGUCGGCUUGUACAGAGGAGGUAUGCAGAUCACCGCGACUAAUGUGGUAAUCGAGAGAGACCCUAACGCUGAGAUCUUGCACUGGUUGGAGUGUGUUAGGCUUAGUCGAAGCUGUUAUCGAAUUCAAAGUUAAUUAUGUAAUUAAGAGAAAAUGAUUUCAACUGUAACUCGUGGUUUAAGUCUUAUCAUUCAUCUCUGAGAAUGUCUAGUUUCUUCGCCUGUGUUGAAAUUGAAACUCGAACUGAUAACCCCUUACUUAAGUUAUAACUUUUGAACAUUAGUA